Messenger RNA from Haemorhous mexicanus (house finch), 1689 nucleotides. RefSeq names its product keratin-associated protein 5-5-like. NCBI's taxonomy places the organism in Eukaryota, Metazoa, Chordata, Aves, Passeriformes, Fringillidae. The record is from RefSeq and is a predicted model, not a curated record.
GCUGGGGGGUACCUCAUGUCCGGCAGGACAACUCCGACCUCAAUAAAAGGUCUCCAGGUGCCUCUGCUCCUCACACACCUUCAGCUCUCAGCAAGAACAAGAACGGUCCUCGCUCCGGCCACCCUUCGCUCCUCUCCCAACACCAUGUGCUCCACUGGCUGCUGUUCCACGGGAUGCUGCUCUGUCGUGAAGAGCAAGACCGUGUGCUGCACCCCCUGCAAGACCGUGUGCUGCAGUCCCUGCAAGACUGUGUGCUGCAGCCCCUGCAAGACCGUGUGCUGCAGCCCCUGCAAGACCGUGUGCUGCUCCCCAUGCCAGCAAUCCUGCUGCUGCGACCCCUGCAAGAAGACUGUGUGCUGUGACUCGUGCCAGACCUGCUGUGACCCGUGCCAGAAGCCUUGCUGUGACCCGUGCCAGUCCUGCUGUGACCCGUGCCAGAAGCCCUGCUGUGACCCGUGCCAGUCCUGCUGUGACCCGUGCCAGAAGCCUUGCUGUGACCCGUGCCAGUCCUGCUGUGACCCAUGCCAGAAGCCCUGCUGUGACCCAUGCCAGACCUGCUGUGACCCAUGCCAGAAGCCUUGCUGUGACCCGUGCCAGACUGUCUGCUGUGACCCAUGCCAGAAGCCUUGCUGUGAUCCGUGCCAGUCCUGCUGUGACCCAUGCCAGAAGCCUUGCUGUGACCCGUGCCAGUCCUGCUGUGACCCAUGCCAAAAGCCCUGCUGUGACCCAUGCCAGACUGUCUGCUGUGACCCGUGCCAGAAGCCUUGCUGUGACCCAUGCCAGACUGUCUGUUGUGACCCGUGCCAGAAGCCUUGCUGUGACCCAUGCCAGACUGUCUGUUGUGACCCGUGCCAGAAGCCUUGCUGUGACCCAUGCCAGAAGCCUUGCUGUGACCCGUGCCAGUCCUGCUGUGACCCGUGCCAGAAGCCUUGCUGUGACCCUUGCCAGAAGCCCUGCUGUGACCCGUGCCAGACCUGCUGUGACCCUUGCCAGAAGCCCUGCUGUGACCCGUGCCAGACCUGCUGUGACCCGUGCCAGAAGCCCUGCUGUGACCCAUGCCAGACCUGCUGUGACCCGUGCCAGAAGCCCUGCUGUGAUCCGUGCCAGUCCUGCUGUGACCCAUGCCAGAAGCCUUGCUGCGACCCGUGCCAGACCUGCUGUGACCCGUGCCAGUCCGUGUGCUGCACCAAGGUGUGCCAUAAGUCCGUGUGCUGUGUCCCACGUCCCUGCUGCUCUCCCUGCUGCUCCUGCGUGGUGAAGAAGCCCGUGGUGGUUUGCUGCACCCCGGUGAGGAAGUACUGCACCCCCUGCAUCCCCAUCCAGCAGUGCUGCGCCAGCCUCAGGAAGACCUGCUGAGCUGCCCCGGGUGGCCCCAAGAACGGGCACAAGGAGGUGAAAAGCUCCUGGUUUGCCUCUGGUUCUCAUGGUGAUGGAGACAAUUCAUAGAGAUUUUCUUCUUCUUUCCAAGCUUAAGCUGCUGCUUCUUUCUGUCCUUUAUUUAUCAGCUCUCUUUAAUUACUGACUGUCUUGAGAACACCUGAAUUUACCAUCCAUUGUGUAAGGCAUUAGAUAUUAGUGGGGUGUUAUUUCUCCUCUUGGUGUUUGGGAAACCUUUGGUGUCACUGUGACCUCUCCUCAUUUCCUCUCUUGGCUUGUAGACAAUAAAACUUGGCAUUAAGCAAAACACAA